Messenger RNA from Guillardia theta CCMP2712, 639 nucleotides. RefSeq lists its product as hypothetical. The record is from RefSeq and is a predicted model, not a curated record. NCBI's taxonomy places the organism in Eukaryota, Cryptophyceae, Pyrenomonadales, Geminigeraceae. The transcript has 9 exons. The coding region runs from base 1 to 639 and encodes 212 amino acids.
AUGCGAGCAAAUUCCUCAACUAUUUCUCAGUCGGAAAAGGAUCUUGUGAUGAUUGAGAAUGAAGCGCUACACAAGCGUAUAGUUGCACUAUCACUUGAGCUGAAGGCAAAGGAUGACAAUAUAGAUAAGCUCACCACCGUGAUACAUGCGAUACAGGCAAAGAACGCAGAAAACACGGAAAAGCUGUCUGAGCUGAGCAACGCAGAGAUAAAACGAGGAAAGUCUGUGCAAGAUUUCUUUGAAACACUUCACACAGAGGACGAGAAGAAGAUUGACAUUCUACAAGCUCAGUGUGCCAAGUACAUGUCAGACUCUAGCGCUUUCCGCCUUGAGCUGGACAGAGUGCUUGCGCGAUAUGCGCCGCUGCAUGUCGAAUUGAAGAAUAUGAAAGAAGCCUAUGCGAAGUCAAGAGAAACGAACAAGCAGCUAGAGGACAAGCUGCAAAAGCUGUCGGAACAGAUCUCUGAUUACUGCCAAGGGAAGUCCGUGAAUGUUGAGGAGGAGAAGCAGAGAGCGAGGGAGGAGAGAACACAGAACAAGAACCACACAGAGAACAAAGAGGCCUUUGACAUGGGAGAAGAUCCUGCCAAGAAGGACGAGCAAGACCCACAAAAACAUCAAGAAGAGUCUGGGGAAUGA